AUGUCUACUUCUUGGUCGGAGAUUCCUACAGAUCUCUUGAACUUAAUCUUAUCCAAGCUCUCGAUCCGCGACCUCAUUUGCUCCGCCGCCGUAUGCUCGCAUUGGUCUUCCGUGGUCGAUAAGGUCCGCCGCAGCCCCGGCGAUCAACGUCCUCAGAUCCCAUGGCUUGUGCCGGAAGAACAAUUCCUCAUAAAUGGAAAAUCUAACAAUCGAAACAACUACAACUUCUUCAGCUUAGCGGAGGGCCGCGUGUAUGAUAUCCCAAGCCCUUCUCGCAUCCUCAAGAAUGUCGUCGGAUCUUCCCAUGGUUGGCUCAUAACCGUCGGCAAGGCUAGUGUGCAGCUCCUGAACCCUAUCACCCGCGUGCAUAUCAACCUUCCUAAGUUCCCCACCGUGGACGGCCGGAAUUUGGAGGCCGUCAAGGCGGUGUUGUCCUCAGAUCCCUCCAGCGGUGGAGAUUACUUCGUCGCCUUUGUAUUCGACUGCCCUUCUAUGGAGGAAGAGUUUUUGUUCCUUCUUAAUGCAGAAGAUAAGAAGUGGAAGAUGAUAACUAUAGGUGAUUAUGAUUAUGACGAUGACUAUGACUAUGACUAUGAAUAUGACGACAUAGCCUUUCACGAGGGCAAGCUCUAUGCGGUGUUAGUAUCUGUAGAACUUGGCGAAGUCAUCGUAGCGGCGUAUGAUCUCAUCAUGCCGGAUUCGACUCCGACAUGGACGCCGGUGGUAGCUCUGCCAGACAUUGAUGUCACCUUCUACUUUCUUUGCGCGUCUUCCGAAGAUCUACUGCUCACACGGGCCGUGACGGAUGGACCUGUAGAAAAUUAUAUCAACAAAUUGGAGGUUUGGAAGGUGGAUACAGAGAAGUGCGUUGUCAACACAAUGAACAAUUUGGGAGAGUAUAGUCUAUUCUUGAGCGCGGCUUCUUCUCUUUGCAUUGAUACGUCUUCGUUGCCGGAUUUGAAGUCGAACUCCAUUUAUAUCUCUAUUGACUUGUAUGACAUUGGCAUUAGUGAUAACUUGGUUUACAGCAUGGAGGACGAAACCUACACCUCCUUGAGUUUGCCGCCAUUAUCUUCUCGAAAGCGACGGCGGUUCUGCAAGUAUUUGGGCGGGCGGUGGAAAGACAUUCCGCGUUAUUACUUUUUACCACGCACUGAAAAGCGAGUGCGGCCCAUCCUAGUUUGGUUUACACCCAGUAUUGCAUUGCAUGCUGAUCCAAUGGAAACUUAA
Messenger RNA from Zingiber officinale, 1230 nucleotides. Its product is annotated as F-box protein At2g05970-like. NCBI's taxonomy places the organism in Eukaryota, Viridiplantae, Streptophyta, Magnoliopsida, Zingiberales, Zingiberaceae. Bases 1 to 1230 code for a protein of 409 amino acids. The record is from RefSeq and is a predicted model, not a curated record. Gene Ontology annotation, molecular function: protein binding. The transcript has a single exon.